Soboliphyme baturini is the source of this 777-nucleotide messenger RNA. Lineage: Eukaryota; Metazoa; Nematoda; Enoplea; Dioctophymatida; Soboliphymatidae. The record is from the annotation of a GenBank genome assembly.
AUGUACAUUUCUGGUCCUCCCGGAACGGGGAAAACCGCAUGUCUGUUAGAAGCGCUAAAGCAAUCACGGAAGGAUAAUAACCAGUUUCAGUCGGUUUUUGUAAACUGUAUGAAUAUUCGAUCGUCAUCUGACAUUUACCGUUGUUUAUGGGAGAAGAUCGACACGAAAUCCAAACCCGGUGCAAAAUUAAACGCUGUGACUUUCUGCAACAGGCUUGCUGCUCGCCAUUCUAUGAUUGUUAUUUGUUUGGACGAAGUUGAUCAGCUGUGCGAUCGUCAGUCUGCCGUACUUUAUGCAGCCUUUCGUUGGCCUGAAACCGCCAACGUUAUUCUCAUAGGAAUAGCGAAUGCGUUGGAUCUGGUGGAUAAGCUAUUGCCAAAAUUAAAGCUGACUGCUGAGUUAAAGCCUCAACUUUUGCAUUUUCAACCGUACAAUAAGGAUGAAGUUCUUUGCAUUUUAAGGCAUCGUCUUUCAGAGACUGCGGAAAUAAUUUCCCCUAGCGCUCUGGAACUUUGUGCCAGAAAAGUUUCUGCGGUUACUGGUGACAUCCGAAAGGCCUUGGAGAUUUGCUCUUUGGCAAUCGAUCGAAUUUCAGCGGAAGAAAAGGAAGCGAACAGGACUCCACAAGUAACUUGCAUGGCCUUACCUGGCGUACGCAACACCCGAAAUUACGGUUACAAGUGGGCCCAAGUAAAACAAGUCGUGUACACGUGCGUCACGAUUAACGAUCCAGAUUCAGAGGCCGCAGAACAGUUGAAUCAUUUUAACCUUUUGUGA